AUAGUUUAUUCGUUUAGACUAGGAAGCUCCGCCCCUCGCUGAAGCGCUUCAUGCUCACAAUUCCCCCGUUCCUCCACCAGUUCACCUCGCGGUGCGUUUCAAGAGCCGCGGAUCAAAGCUGCCUGCUGGGACACAUUUCCCAAGCUACCUAUCAGUGCGUCGGAUGUAGGAUGAAUAACAUAAAAAUUUGCCACUUUGUUUUUGGGACCUACAUUGUUUAGAGUUUUUGGGGAGGCGGAAGGGGUUGCCAGGCAAGUCAAGAACGGGAGAAGUCCUCAGGGUUUCAUGUGACACCAGGCUUCUGUGUACAACUACGAACCAUGUCGGAUCAUCCCAUCUCCCACCUACAUUGACAUCAACUACACGUUUCGGACAAACAUGUCGGCCUGCGGUGAGUUUUCAGAACACGUGUGGAAACCCGGCUCGUGUAAGAACUGCUUCCAUCCGCGUAGCGCCCACCGUGCCAGCGGGGGCAGCAUAGUGCCCUGUGGUGCCCUGAGGACCAGUUUGGGGGGAGAGGAGGAGGAGGGAGUGACCGUGCCUUACUCCAAACCCACCAUCGCCGUUCGCCCCACCAUGAUGCUCCCUGACUCCAGCGAGAUGCUGGCAGACCUCAACAUGAACAUAGAACAGGACAAUCUGAAGAGUCCAGUGGACCGACUGGGCCUUAAGAAGAUGUUGGGCCUGUCCCCUAUCUACAUAGACAGUAAAGGUUGUAACAAGGCCCUGAGAGAGGCCGUACUACAGAGUACUACAACCCCUGAGAAGAUAGACUACCCCUGCAGCCGUUUCUCCCCCGGUCCUAUCAGCCCCCGGUCUUCUCUGUCCACGUCAGCCCUCCAGAAGAACUCUAGUACGAUCAUCAGCAGUGUCUUAGUGACCCAGGAGGACGGACACAGCCGAGGGCCUCACAGUCUGAAGGAGAAAGGGAAUAGCAACAGUGACUCGUCCUACAGGCAACAGAUCACCAAGACUACCAAAACAACCAAGAGUACUUGCAACGGGCACGGCGUCCACAUGGUGACCACCACUAGAGGGUCUUCCACAGUCCAGGCCAUCCAGGAAGUGAAAGCACCUCUGGGUAUUGCUAUCAACAUCAUUGCCACGGUAACAACGACGGCUGGUAACGGCAUCGGUAACGGUCUUAUCACCACCACAACCGCCCCUAGUAAUGGGGGCCUUACGUCUGGGAACACCAACCAGUCCAGUACUUCUUCCGUCCCAUCCUUAACCACCCUGGGCUCAGGGGCAUCUCCGGGGCCUCUAGGGCACAACCUCCUGUCCUGUGGAGGAGGCCGAACCGGCUCCUUCCUCUCCGAGCCUGGUACUCUGUCUCUGUCAGACUCUUGCUCCUAUCGCAGCAGCACAGACUCUCUCACAGGGCCGGAUGGCUUCGGACUGGCUGGGCCAGAUAGUCCCACUCCUCAGAGCCUCUCAGCCUCGUCAGCCAGCUCUCCCUCAGACGGACAGACGCUGUCGUCAGAACCCAUCUAUGCUGAGAGCACCAAGAGGAAGAGGAGGCCUCAGAGCGCUGGAGGAGGGAACGGGAAGGUCCAGGCCCAAAAACAGCACUCCGAGCUGGAGGUGGAGCUCACAGAAGAGGGUCAGAACCAGAGGGCCAAGAUAACCGUCCGGGCUGCUCAUACUGAGGAGAACAACCGGACAUUCUAUCUGAGCAGCCCGGACUCGGCCGUCAGCACCCAGUGGCCUGACUUCAGCCCCACGGCCCUCAGCAACCCCGGAAGCCCAGCUUUCAAGUGGCCCUCCAGCUCCUCUGUAAAAGAGACAUCAUCCCCAGGUUUCCCUGCUUCCCUCCAGCCCAAACCCCAGAACAGCCCCCCUAUACCGCCCAAGAGGAACAACCGAUCGCCCAAACCGCUCCUGGGGGCCUCCAGCAUCUCCCCGGUGCCUGAGCUCAGCAUACAGACUCUGGUUUUAUCACCGUCUUCCAGGGACAUCCAGGUGCAGGUGAAGUCCCAGAUAGAGCCCAACAGCUCAGCCUCAUCUGAGGUCCGGAGGCACAAGCUCCAUACCACUCCCUGGAACUGGGAGGGCCGGAUCGAGGAGGAGGAGGAGACAGAGGAGGGCCAUGCUCAGGAGAGUGCCUCUCAGAGCAGGGUGACGGGGCUCAUCAAUAGGGCGGCUGUCUGGAGAGACGCCAGUGACUGGAGACCCACGGGGGUGACACAGGGCAGCGAGGGCCAGCAGGGCAGCACCCAGACCCUGCCAGGCACCACGGCCAACAAUAGUGCCAGUCAGAAGCAGGCAGGCUGCAGCAGCGCGGAGGAGGGCAAACAUAGCGGGAGCAUGUUGGCCAAGUCGCCUCCGUCGUCUCUCUCCAGCGCGGAGCAGCUCUCAGCAGAGGGGAAGAGUUCAAGCCAUGACCCCACUCCACCACCCCCUCCCCCUAAGAAACACCACAGGGUGACUGGUAAGAUGAGCCAGAGCAGUAUGGAGCUGGACCACUGCAGCCAGCAGGGCUCUGUCGAGAGCCUGACCCACAGUCUCCGUGGCCUGGGGAGCAGCAGCCUGCCUACAGCCUCCACCGACAGCUUGCCUGGAGACUCCAACAGAGCCCUCUCUGAUUCUGGUUCCCAUGAUGCCCCUCGUCUGUCGUGCACCUCGCCAUUUCCCAGAAGCCCGAUGGCCUCAUCCCCAGGGUCUCCUCACAUUGACCCGUUCUCUAGCAACACCCUGUCCAACCAGCUGCAGCCACCGCCCCUACCUGAAAAGAAAAUGGUGAAUCGAGCCUUAUCCGCCCCUGACAACAUGGCCGGGAAACCCUUAGUCCGGGCAUACCCCUGCUUCCCCUUCACCGGUGGCUCUGAGAGCAACGUAUCCUGUCCUGACGUCCCAUCCCUGUCCAGUCUUCCAUCCUCCCCCAUGGACCCUCGGGCCAUUUAUUCCUCCUCUGAGUCCUUAGAGCGCUGUCACACCCCUCUGGGACAACCCCUGCGCUCCCGGACCCUGGACGAACCUCUGAAAGUUCGGGGCCGACUAGGGGGUCACAGCCGAGGCAGCAUCACCUCCUCCUCCUCCCCCCAGCUCAGCGCCCCCCACCUCUCGGCCUCUGGACCCACCCAGGGCUCCGGCCUGCAGCUGCAGACCCUGCUCAGUAACAUAGACAGUAGAGAGGGGAUCUACUCCAAGCUGGGAGGCCUAUAUGCUGAAUCGCUGCGCCGCCUGGCUCUGAAGUGUGAGGACCACUUCACCCGCAGCCAGAAGAACCCGCUGAGGUUUGAUGAGAGCAACUGGUCCCUGUUCAAAUUGACCUGUAACAAGGCCAGCUGUAAUGCAGGAGACGGUGUCUACUACUCUGCUGCCUGCGCCUCAGACCCAUCCAACUCCUACGCAGUGAAGAUCUGUAAAAGCCAGACCUCAGAAGCCAAGCAGGGUCACCUCUACAGCCUGUCCGUCCAGCAGACCGUCCCCCCCCACUUCAACCUCCAGCAGGACUGUGGCCACUUCAUAGCCUGCGUGCCCCGGAGCAUGCUCCCCGCUGAUGAGGCCUCGCUGCCCCCCAGUCCCAACCCCACACAGGGGGACAAGGAGCGUGUGGUGGUUAUCACCCGGGAGGUGCCACAGCAGACUACGGCAGACUUUGUCAAGGAGUGGGCGUCCGUUCACCAGGCCCAGCCAGAGGUGUACGAGCGGUGGGUCUGCUUCCUCCUGCUGCAGCUGUGCAAUGGUCUGGACCAUCUAAAGGAGCAUGGGGUGACACAUCGAGACCUUUGUCUGGAGAACCUCCUCCUGGUCCCACACCGCCGCCCCCCGCAGGCCAACCCCAACGCCCCACACGACCAGAAGCACCUCCCCCGCCUGGUCAUCUCCAGCUUCGCCAAGGCCAAGCAGCGGAACACUGAGGACUCUGCCCACAAUGACCCCCGCCUCAAACGCAACCACGCCCGCCUGGCCCCGGAGAUCGUCUCGGCCGCCCAGUACCGGAAAUUCGAUGAGUUCCAAACCGGUAUUCUAAUCUAUGAGCUCCUCCACCAGCCGAACCCGUUUGAGGUCAGCCCGAAACUGAAAGAACAGGACUACAGCUGUGAGGACCUGCCCCCCAUCCCUCCAGUCUCUCUCUACUCCGCUGGACUCCAGAGACUAACCCGGCUACUCCUCCAACCGGACCCCAUUAAACGCAUCCACAUUCAGGAGGCCAAGCGGGUGCUGCAGAGCCUGCUGUGGGGCCCCCGGAAAGACCUGAUGGAGCAACAGCAGUGGGGGGACAGACUGGGCCCCGGGGAAGGGCCCCGCCACGAGGGCCUCCUCAACUGGUUGGAUGUGAAGAGAGCUCUGCUGAUGAUGAAGUUCGCAGAGAGGUCUCUGGAGCCGGAGAGGAACGCAGAGUUAGAGGACUGGCUGUGUUGUCAGUACUUCAGCUCUGCUCAUCCUCUGUCCCUGUGUCAUACAGCUGAACUGCUCUACUCACUCAAGUGACUGACACACUGACCGGACAGACUGUCUGAAUCCCAAAUCAUUGGGAUUGGUGGUGACUGUGUUAGUGUGUAGAGACCAUGAACUGCCAUGGGUUUCCUCUGUAUCUGUCUCGGAGGAUACAGUGACACAAUGUGAACCUGUCUGUCUGCUCUCCACCCAUAUGCAUGAAAGUAACAAGGCAUCACUCACUUUCCUGUCCAUUCAGCUGUAUGUCUACAGACUGCUGUUGUUUUACUUUACUGUAUGGACUAAGACACAAACCCGCUGGUAAGGAACCGUCCCAAAAGCACAAGCAGGCCAGCGAUGGGCAGAACAGAACAGGAUAGUCUCUCUUGCCAGAAUCAGAGCGCUCUCUGUUCCACCCCAGACACAGCAGCUGUUAGAGCUAAGCAUGGAAUGGAGGAUUGAAGUAAUGCAGGAAGACCUACAUUUACUUACCUAUUUAGUAUUGAUGAACAACAGUCAGUAUACACACCUGCCAAGACGUUUCAAGUGUUAAUGUUUUGUGUUGUCCUUAUCAAUGGGACUACUUGCCCUUUCAAACAAGAGCUCUCGUCCUCAUUUAUCCAUGUCCAGCAACUCUUGACAAAUGUUUGAUUGUGCCUGUGCAGCUAGCUAAUUUUGAUUUGCUUUCACACAUUGGUUUUAUGUUACACACAGGCAUUGACACUGGCGUGUAUUGAAUUGUGCAUACACAUUCAUACCAGUGUGUUGAAAUUGAGUAAACUGGUUCCUGAAGGAUACCUUGUCUACAGCUCAGUUUAGAGUGAUUGGUGUUGUAUCUCUCCUUGUUAAUCCACGAGGAGGACAUGUAUUGGUUAGAAAGGUGGCCAUCUUGAAACCAAAGCUGUUUUGAUUGGCCUAGAUGGAAUGGUAACUAUGGAAAUGGUCUGACAUGAACCAAUCUAAAAAAGUGUACUGCCUAAUGCCACAAAAUACAGUAUGUAUAUCAUUAGUUAAGCGAUACUAAGACAGCCAGUACCACCACUGCUAUGGUCCCACUUACCCCAAUACUUACCUUUUUAAAGAGAUACUCCGGUACUUUUGCAUACUUUUAGCCAGUAGUUCAGAAAGUAGCACUCACGAGCCAAAAGUGGUCCCUGAAAAUGGCUUACUAUGUCACAUAUGUGCAGAUACAGUAUUUGCACCAUGUCAUUGCUCUAUCUCUGCUGUGUCCAUUGGGCCUGCCCUGCAACCUCAUUGGAUAAUGCUGGGCAAGCCUCUUGCUUGCUGUCACUUAAAUGCAAGAGUACUGAAACUCAUUGGCUAUAACUCAAAUUGCUAUGUGGGGGGAAAUGUGGGGGAAAAUGGCCCGGAACAGCUUCAAGAAAAGUAACUUUCAAACUAGGGAUUUCGUGGCUAAUUGAGUUAAAACAGUAAUUGUGUAUGAACUACGCACUGACACAAUCAGCCCAAAGCGGGAGGUUUAAAACAUACUUUCUUAGUUGCCAAAGUACCAGAGCAUGUCUUUAAUGUCAUCUAUAAUUGUUGUUUUUGAUAUUAUCAAUUGUUACAGUGCCUUUACUUCUCCAUAUACAUGUUAUGGUGACUGAGAACCUAAUUGUAAAUCUUAACCCCUAUGCCCCCUCUGCAAUUUGUGAAACUGGAAUUUCACAGAAUGGUCUGGAGACGGACAGAACUUGUACAUAAAGAGGUUGUAGAUCAAAUAGCGAGCCCCACCUCAAGCAGGUCUUAAUAAUUGCAAUGGAUAAGAUCCAUAGUGAAAAGUAUCUAUUAUAUCCAAUUGUUUUAACCCAUAGUAGUCACUGGAGGAAGGCCUUUCUGUUUUUCCUUGCAUCCUAAAUGGUGCCCUAUUCCAUUCGUAGUGCACUACUCCUUACCAGAGCCCUGUGUAGGGUAGUGCACUACUCUUGACCAGAGCCCUGUGUAGGGAAAAGGGUACCAUUUGGAACACACACACGCUUCAACUUCUUCUUGUUUCAUCAAGAAUUAAUCAUUGAUUAUGGCCUGGGGCUGCAGGCAAACAGUCCAAAUUCUGUUCUAUUCCACUGCUGUUAUCAUUAUGUGAAUAGAAAAGAUACUGGUCUUUGUGACCACUAACACAUUGAUUAAUGUGAGCCUCACCUGCAUUCAUCAAUAAAUUGUAAAUAUGUUUUCACA
Salvelinus namaycush (lake trout) is the source of this 6558-nucleotide messenger RNA. RefSeq names its product inactive tyrosine-protein kinase PRAG1-like. The transcript is spliced from 7 exons. Bases 379 to 4437 code for a protein of 1352 amino acids. Gene Ontology annotation, biological process: protein phosphorylation. Gene Ontology annotation, molecular function: protein kinase activity; ATP binding. The record is from RefSeq and is a predicted model, not a curated record. NCBI's taxonomy places the organism in Eukaryota, Metazoa, Chordata, Actinopteri, Salmoniformes, Salmonidae.